Drepanopeziza brunnea f. sp. 'multigermtubi' MB_m1 is the source of this 2415-nucleotide messenger RNA. RefSeq lists its product as uncharacterized. Gene Ontology annotation, biological process: retrograde vesicle-mediated transport, Golgi to endoplasmic reticulum; regulation of ER to Golgi vesicle-mediated transport; endoplasmic reticulum to Golgi vesicle-mediated transport. Gene Ontology annotation, cellular component: Dsl1/NZR complex. NCBI's taxonomy places the organism in Eukaryota, Fungi, Ascomycota, Leotiomycetes, Helotiales, Drepanopezizaceae. The record is from RefSeq and is a predicted model, not a curated record.
AUGGCUCAGAGCUCGAGUCCCUCAAUCUCUCGCGAGAGAAGCCCAAUAGCGGUGCUCAUCAACCCCGAAAAGGACAUACCUCUAGGAGAGCGGGACAUCCGAGUGGAAGACUAUCUCAAUGACAAGUUACAAAGCCCUGGCGACCUGAGAGAGAUCGCUAAGAUAGUCGAGAAUGUAUCGUUACAGAGGCAGCAGCUAGACGAUCAGCUUACCAAAGCAAGAGCGGAAAUCGAAUUGGCCAAGGAGGCAUGCAAGACUCGCGAAGUUCUCAUGCUGGAAAAGACGAAAGAGUUCGAAAGGCAACAUGCCAAUGUAAUGGCUCGUUUGAAGAUUGUGACGUCUUCUGAUACGCCAGAGGCGGCAGCAAGGCUCUUAGCAGAACCAGUCGAGGGCCUGCGGAAGAUGGAAUUGACACACCUCUACUUGCAAAUGAUCAGGGACGUCAAAACAUGGCAAGCAGAGGCAAAGUCAUGUCUGCCAGGAAAUCCUAAGAAGGCCCUCAGGCCGUACAUGCUGUUGCAAGGAAUGGCCACGAGGCUUUCCGAGCUUCAACUUUCAGCCGAAGGUGCCGCUGUCCAUCUGGUUCAGUACGUCCAACAGACAGUGGAGGUUCUCUGGGCUCAAAUGAAAGCAAUCAUGGUGGGAGAGUUCGAAGCAGUGCUUAAGAAUUCCCGGUGGCCAGAUCCAACGAGCGAACCUACAGCGGAAUGGAGUGACUGCAUAGCGAAGCUCCUCGAGUUCCAGAUGCCAGAAAUUGUCCUUGCGAGGCAACCUCUCAUACUUUUGCCAAUGGGUUCGCUCGCAGACCCUUUCGUGCAACAGUUCAGAUACCAUUUUUACGGCGAUAAACCAACAAACCACCCUAGUCAGCUUGGAAAUUUUUAUUUCGCAUGGUUUGUAGGAACAAUAUCGAAGUGGCAGAACUUUCUCCGAGAGAACAUAGGCCCUUUACUCGCUACCCAUUUUAGGGGCAACAUCUAUUCGGGCAAUUCAUUGUACGUCGAUCCGGUAGCGGCCUUUGUGACUGCUCUGUUACCAGUAAUGAGGGAGAAAGUCAAUCGCCAAAUCGAGCAAAUUGCCGAUAAUCCUCCAUUGUUCAGUAAAUUUAUGGUCCAACUGAUGGACUUCGAUGAGACGAUCAGAAGCAAAUUCAACUACGACGGAGGAAAUCCAGACCUGGGCUGGAAGGGAUUGACCUGGGAUGUUCUGGAUAUCUGGUUUGACUCGUGGUACAACGUCGAAAAGAAGUUUGCUAUAGAUAGAUACUGGGACAUCAUGCAUACCCAGAACAGUUCGAUGAUUGACUACGACAGCUCUGGUCCCGGGAAGACCAAGCCGACCUUUGGAGCAGCAAAAAUCUCAGACCUUAUCCAAAAUGUCACCGUCCAGUACCGCCAAGUGAGGAAGUUUUCACACAAGAUGAAAUUCCUUAUCGGUAUCCAACUAGAAAUCCUUGAUCUUUACUGGGGUGCCCUCAAAGAUUCUCUGAACCUGUACACCACUAUGACCUCCACAGUUGGCCGUGCUAUACACGGAUCCACCAAGGAACAGCAAGCCGCCCUCCAAGGAGUUGGCAAGCUUGAGACGCUAUGUAAGGUCUUUGGCAGCGCGGAGCACCUGAUCUCCACUAUGAAAGAUUGGAGCAACGAGGAGUUCUUCAUCUGUCUGUGGGAAGGCUUGCAGGAGAGAGCAAGGGAUACCGACAGCACCGUGGCACUCGCCGGGGAGAUGUCAUACACUGUGGUCAGAGAGAGUACAUCUGAUGCUAUGGGCUCCGAGACCGAAGGCGCGGUGUUCGACAAAACUAUUGAGAACUACGAACAGCUUCGAAGAAUGGCCGAGUCCAACAUUAUCCAAGCGCUCAAAUACGGAUUCCCAUCAUCUUUUAAGCUGUACAUCAACAGACCUCAGUGGUCGUCAGUUGAUGAUAUUUCAGGAACAUGGCCUUCUGCCAGAACAGCAGAGCUUGAUGCACCACUGCAGGAAUUGAAAGCAAGCCUGACUUUCCUACGCAAAUCCCUGGCUGAUGCUCCGUUCCGCCGUAUCUGGCGCGAAGCUCUUAGCAGUCUCGCAGACCUAAUCUACGACCAAAUAGUUGUUAAACAAGAAUUCACCACGGUCGGCGCUGCCCAACUCCGCUGUGAUUUUGAAGCUAUUCAAGCCACAGUCGAUCGAUACAUCACUUACAGCAAAAACUCAUCCCUUAGUAUGCCGAAGCUGAGAGAGGCUAUUCAAUUGUUAAACAUUCCGGUCGAAGGUGGCGAGGGUGAUGUAGGACUGAAGGAGAUUAGCGAGGAGAUAUUCGCGGGUGCUGAACGCACUUCAGCCAUGCUUGAGAGGUUGGGAAUGGAGUAUCUUAGUAAUGGGGAGGCGAGGGCGGUUCUAGCGAGGAGGCUUGAGGCGAGUACGGACUAG